AUACGAGGACGUAAAUUACAUCCGGGGUCACAGGGCUGCAGCUAGCUGCAUUUCCAGACGUGCACAUUUGCAGGCUUUUAUUGAAGAUUUAAAGAUGAUAAUUCGGCAUUUAUGAAUUGAAUGUAAAGUUCAGUCAGAUGUUUGACUGAUAAAUUGUUUGAAGAAGCUGUCGGCUGAGGAAAACCGCUGAGAUCUGCCGUCUGAGGUGAAUAAAUGCUGCUUUUCAAUAUAAUGAACAUAGCAGUUGCAGCUUCACAUCAGUGAUCAUGGCUGAUGAUCCUCAGAGAAACUUCCGCUCUGCAUAUUAUGAAAAAGUGGGUUUCAGAGGAGUGGAGGAGAAGAAAUCACUUGAGAUCCUGCUGAAGGACAAUCCACUGGAUGUGGAGAAGUUGAGCACGUUUAGUCAGAGGUUUCCUCUGCCCUCCAUGUACCGGAUACACGUGUGGAAGGUCCUGCUGGGUAUCCUGCCGCCCCACAGCGAUUCUCACGCUCUGGUGUCCCGGUAUCGUGUCGAGCAGUUUGAGGACGUCAGCGGCGCUCUGACGGCCAUGCGAUUCGUCCACGCGUCCACCCCGCCGACGGAGCUCUAUCUGCGCGUGUACCAGCUGGAGAGCCGACAGCUUCCCCGCAGGAGCGAACUCAGGCCUCCGGAUGCAGAGGAUGAAAACUUCCUGGCUAUCGCCAGAGCGAUGGAGGAGAUCGUCGAUGACCCGGUCGACUGCUAUUGGCUCAUUAGAUGUUUCGUCAACCAGUUCAAGCACAAGUUUGGAGACUCCAUCCCUCACCUGCCAAAGAGUUUGGAGCACUUCCUGUCUCAGGAGGAUGCUGCUCUACUGGCUCAUCUGAAGACGUCUGGAGCUCUGAAUUCACUGCCGUACUGUCUCUGGUUCAGACGCUGCUUUGCUGGCUGUUUACCAGAGUCUAGCCUACAGAGGGUGUGGGAUAAGGUUAUCAGUGGCUCCUGUAAGAUUCUAGUGUUUGUUGCCGUGGAGAUUCUGCUCAGCUAUAAGAUCAUGCUGAUGGGAAUGAGUGACCCGGAUGGAGUUUACAACUUCCUGUCUAACAUGCCGCAGGAGAACACGGACGCCAUCGUCAGUAAAGCCAUCGAUCUAUGGCACAAAUACUGCGGGACGCCCAUGCACUCUGUAUAAAUCAUAAUUUCUGAGUUUUAUGUGACUGAAACAGACUGAAAGCACUCAGAUGUGGACGAGAGGAACUCGACAUGCAUCAGCUGUGUGUGGUUGGUCUUUUAUUAGGUUCCUUUACAUGAGAAUCUGCAUACAUCAUUCAGGAGUGACAGUACGGUACAUGACAUGCCGUCCGCUCUCUUCCUGCGCUCUCUGAGCGAAUAGCAGCAGCGGAAGAGAGAAA
Messenger RNA from Labeo rohita (rohu), 1371 nucleotides. RefSeq names its product TBC1 domain family, member 7 (gene tbc1d7). Gene Ontology annotation, molecular function: GTPase activator activity. Bases 267 to 1151 code for a protein of 294 amino acids. The record is from RefSeq and is a predicted model, not a curated record. The transcript has 8 exons. Lineage: Eukaryota; Metazoa; Chordata; Actinopteri; Cypriniformes; Cyprinidae. Gene Ontology annotation, biological process: negative regulation of TOR signaling; activation of GTPase activity.